Molecule: messenger RNA, 1746 nt
Organism: Anoplophora glabripennis (Asian longhorned beetle)
Lineage: Eukaryota; Metazoa; Arthropoda; Insecta; Coleoptera; Cerambycidae
Product: myrosinase 1-like
Exons: 8
Coding region: 93-1574 (493 amino acids)
Biological process (GO): carbohydrate metabolic process
Molecular function (GO): beta-glucosidase activity
Source: RefSeq, a predicted model, not a curated record
CCAUAUCGGGUAACACUAACAUAUUCAACUCUAGCUGUAAUAACGUGGAGAUGUGAAAUUAUUGUAUGAAUUUGAAAAUACGGUGAGACAGGAUGUUUAAAACAAUAAACUUGUUUUUGUUGAUGAAAAUUGUAUUGGUUGGAGGCGCUACACCAGUCCCCUCUGGAUUUACAUUUGGUGUGGCAACAGCUUCGUAUCAGGUUGAGGGGGGAUGGAAUGCAAGUGGCAAAGGAGAGAGCAUAUGGGACCGCUUUACCCAUACUCACCCAGAAUUGGUCACUGAUCACAACACUGGUGAUGUAGCUUGCGAUUCCUAUCACUUGUGGAGAGAAGAUAUAAAAAUGCUGAAAGAGAUGGGCGUAGAUUAUUACAGGUUCUCAUUGUCUUGGCCGAGGAUAUUGCCGGACGGAUUUACAAAUAAGAUUAAUGAAGAUGGAGUGAAAUACUACAACAAUAUUAUUAAUGAACUUUUGAAAAAUAACAUUCAGCCAAUGGUAACUCUUUAUCACUGGGAUUUGCCUCAGAAGCUUCAAGAUCUUGGUGGAUGGGCAAACCCUGAUCUCGCUCAGUAUUUCGAGGACUACGCAAAAAUUGCUUUUAAAUUAUUUGGUGACAGAGUAAAGAGGUGGAUCACCAUAAACGAACCUGCUAGUAUUUGUGAAGAUACUUAUGGAAACGGUAAAGGCGCACCUCACGUGUUUUCUCCUGGAAUUGGUGACUACUUGUGUGGACGAACUCUACUUCUAGCACACGCGAGAGCCUAUCAUAUGUAUGAUGAAUUAUACAGAAAAUCGCAUGGAGGUAAAAUAGGAAUCACUAUAGACUCUAUAUGGGCAGAACCAAAUUCUAAUAAUACAGAAGAUAUAGAAGCUGCAGAAAGAGAAAUGGAAAUGGAGUUAGGAUGGUGGGCAAAUCCAAUUUUUUCUGAUGAGGGAGAUUACCCAUCAAUAAUGAAAGAAAGGAUCGCAAGAAACAGCAAGUUGGAAAAUUUCACCGAAUCCAGACUGCCACCGUUUACAAAUGAAGAAAUAAAGUUUAUUCGGCAGAGUGCUGAUUUCUUUGGAUUAAACCAUUAUCAUACUUGGUCUAUUAGCAACCAUGAAUAUCCUGUAAAUGAUUCACCAUCAUAUCAGAAAGAUAAAGGUACAAAAGGAGUACAAAAUCCAAACUGGAAGCCAUCGCCGCUAAUUGUACCCUGGGGAUUUCGAAAAUUGUUAAAUUGGAUAAAGAAAAAGUAUAACAAUCCUUUAGUAUACAUUACCGAAAAUGGUAUUGGCGACAACACUGGAAUUUUGCAAGAUAAAGAGAGGAUCCUAUUUUUAAAAGUUUUUCUUGAGGCACUAUUUCAAGCUGUGAAUAAAGAUGGUUGUAAUGUGAAAAGUUACACUGUGUGGAGUCUAAUGGAUAAUAUGGAAUGGGAUUCUGGUUACACUUUUAGCAUUAAAUUUGGUUUGUAUCAUGUGGAUUUCAAUAGUGCCAACAGAACUAGAACACCUAAGGCAUCAGCAUUAUUCUACAAAAGUAUAAUUAAGAAUAAACACCUUGAUGAUGAUGUGCAUGUAGUAGUUGUAUAAUUCUGGAACUGAAAUUCAUAUAUUCAGAAUGUAUUAUAGUAGUAUGAAAUACUAUAAUCAUGUACUAGAUGCUGUUCAAAAGGAUGAAUAUAUAAAGUUUAGUAAUAAUAAUACUGACAAAUUCAACUGAUAAAUAUUGCAAUUUUAAAAUUUUAUUAUUUUCAACUAAUUG